Molecule: messenger RNA, 891 nt
Organism: Chenopodium quinoa (quinoa)
Lineage: Eukaryota; Viridiplantae; Streptophyta; Magnoliopsida; Caryophyllales; Amaranthaceae
Exons: 5
Coding region: 1-891 (296 amino acids)
Source: RefSeq, a predicted model, not a curated record
AUGCGGUUAAAGACAUCGAUUGGCGUAAUGGCACAUAGACAGUUGAGGAUCUUCUUCUUGGUUGCCGGGGUUAAUCAUAAUGAGACGUUUGCUCCUAUUGCAAAAAUGGGUACGAUACGUCUCUUUCUAAUUGUUGUUGUGUCUUUACAUUGGAAGUUACAUCAGAUUGAUGUUCAUAAUGCAUUUCUUCAUGAUGAUUUGGAUAAAGUGGGAAGUGUAUCUUUACAUGUUGUCUAUGUCGAUGAUUUGAUCAUUACAGGGCCUCUCAUGAUGCCAUUGAUUGGGGCGCUUAAGUAUUUUUUAGGCAUUGUGGUUGCUCAUAGUCAGGAGGUAUCUUUCUCAACGAAUUCUCAACAAAAGUACGCUUUGGAUAUCUUGACUGAGGCAGGUAUGUUGGGUUGCAAACUCACUAAUACUCCAAUGGAGCAGAAUCGUAGUCUUACACAUACUUCGGGUGAGUCGUUUGCUCAUACGGAUCAGUAUCGUCGAUUGGUUGGACGAUUGAUUUAUUUGUCAGUUACUCUACUAGAGUUGAGUUAUUCGGUGCAUGCUUUGGCUCAGGUUUUAAGUGAUCCGCAGGUCACUCGCCUAUUUCUUAGAAGACUAAGAAACAACUUAUUGUCUCUCGUUCCUCGGCCAAAGCCGAAUAUCGUUCCAUGGCAGUUGCAUACUUGCGAGUUGAAAUGGUUGAAGGCAUUGUUGUUUUUUCUUGGAGUUAGUUGUACAAAGUCUAUGCAGUUGUUCGUGAUAGUCAGUCGGCCUUGGCAUAUUGCUAAGAAUCCAGUGUUUCAUGAUCGUACGAAGCAUAUUGAGGUAGAUUGUCAGUUAGUUCGUGAUGAGUUGUUGAAGGGUAAUAUUUCUACUUCAUAUGUUUUGACGCAUCAUGAGUAG